CGCACAUCCUGCUGUCACUGACGCGUGGGCGAGGAUCGGUGCACACCUGUGUGAGCUCAUAAUUACCCACAGGUGGAGUCUGUAGAACCGGAACGACCUCCUCUUACAGAACACACACACCCGGAAAAACCGGCUUGAUCCGCACCCGUGACAGGGCCUGAACCCGGGACUCAACCAGAGGUAUCAGACCGGGGCAAGAAGAAAAUUAUUUAAAAACCCUGAAUUAAUAAUAAAGCAGGUACAAGACUACAGGUACCGGACUACAGGUGUGUCAGACUCAGCAGGUCCAAGACCGGGAUAUCGACCGGGACCAGUGCCAGUUUCAGUGUUGGCAGGUCAGACAGGUCUGUGAAGAAGCAGGGAGACCUGGAAGCCCUGCAGCUGGAGUCUAAACCCCGAAUCACCAGAAAGUCCACUUCACGCUCCCGGCUAGCUGUUAGCUCUGUUAGCUUCUAGCUGUUAGCUCUGUUAGCUUCCAGACGGUCAGCCCCUGUCUGCAGCUAGCCGCUAACAUAGCUUAGCUCACUCCGUUAGCCUAGGUAUGAGGCUGAAGGUGGGCUUCAUUCUGCGGACUCUGCUCGUCGUGGGGACGUUUCUGGGUCUGGUGGUUCUCUGGUCGUCCAUGUCCCCCAAACCCAGCGAGGACGACCCUUUCGGAAAACAGGAGGAUGCCGCCCUGCCCAGAGCAGACCCUGCAGACCACUUUAAGCCUGUGGUGCCUUGGCCUCAUGUGGAGGGGGUGGAGGUCGACCUGCACGCCAUCAGACUCAAACGUGAGCCCAACAACCCAGAGAAACCAGAACAGCAGCUCAACCAGAAGCAGGUGAUACAGCAGCAGUACGUGACGUUCAAACCCCAUACUCAUGCCUACACCAGCCCUGUACUGAAGAAAGGCAUCCUGGGAAACUUUGAGCCUAAAGAACCAGAGCCUCCGGGGGUCCCUGGUGGUCCUGGAGAGGAGGCCAAACCCUUUGUCAUGGGUCCAGAGUACAAAGACACCGUGCAGGCCUCCAUCAAGGAGUUUGGCUUCAACAUGGUGGCCAGCGACAUGAUCUCUCUGGACAGAAGCAUCAGUGACAUUCGCCAUGAAGAGUGUAAGUACUGGCACUAUGACGACAGACUGCUGACCUCCAGUGUGGUGAUCGUGUUUCAUAAUGAAGGCUGGUCUACACUGAUGAGGACCGUCCACAGUGUGAUCAAGAGGACCCCCAGGAGAUACCUGGCUGAGAUCGUCCUUAUCGACGACUUCAGCAACAAAGCCCACUUGAAGGAGCGUCUGGAGGACUACAUCAAACAGUGGAACGGUCUGGUGAAACUGUUCAGGAAUGAGAAGAGAGAAGGACUGAUCCAGGCCAGGAGCAUUGGAGCCAACAAGGCCACUAAAGGACAGGUGCUGAUCUACCUGGAUGCUCACUGUGAGGUUGGAAUCAACUGGUACGCUCCUCUGAUCGCUCCUAUAUCAAAAGACAGAACUGUGUGCACAGUGCCUCUCAUAGACUAUAUAGAUGGUAAUGAGUACAGCAUGGAGCCCCAGCAGGGUGGAGAUGAAGACGGUCUGGCCCGGGGAGCGUGGGACUGGAGUCUGCUGUGGAAGAGAGUCCCACUGAGCCACAGAGAGAAGGCCAAGAGAAAACACACCAUGCAGCCCUACCGAACGGUGUGUACGGUGCCUCUGAUCGACUCCAUUGAUGGCCAGAAGUAUACCAUCAGCCCCCAGGGCGGAGGAGAUGUGGACAACUUCGCUAGAGGUGCCUGGGACUGGAGCAUGCUCUGGAAGAGAGUCCCUCUAGGAGACAGAGAAAAAAGACUCAGAAAGACACACACUGAGCCAUAUAGGUCUCCAGCCAUGGCGGGGGGUCUGUUUGCUAUAGAGAGAGAGUUCUUCUUUGAGCUGGGUCUCUAUGAUCCAGGACUGCAGAUCUGGGGAGGAGAAAACUUUGAGAUAUCCUACAAGAUCUGGCAGUGUGGUGGUCAGCUGCUCUUUGUGCCGUGCUCUCGGGUCGGUCAUAUCUACAGACUGCAGGGUUGGCAGGGUAACCCCCCUCCUGCACACGUCGGAUCCUCCCCCACUCUGAAGAACUAUGUGCGUGUGGUGGAGGUGUGGUGGGAUGAUUAUAAGGACUACUUCUACGCUAGUCGUCCUGAGACUCUCACGCUGGCCUACGGAGACAUCAGUGAGCUCAAACGCUUCAGGGAGGAGCAUCGCUGCAAGAGCUUCAAGUGGUUCAUGGAGGAGAUCGCUUAUGACAUCCCUUUGCACUAUCCUCUCCCUCCUAAAAAUGUGGAGUGGGGGGAGAUCCGAGGCCUUGAGACCAGUUACUGUAUCGACAGUAUGGGACACACUAACGGGGGCAGCGUGGAGAUCGGACCCUGCCACAGGAUGGGGGGCAACCAGUUGUUCCGUAUCAAUGAAGCUAACCAACUGAUGCAGUAUGACCAGUGUCUGACCAAAGGACUAGACAGCUCAUCUGUCAUCAUCACACACUGUGACCAGAACCAACACACUGAGUGGAAGUACUUUAAGGAUCUGCAUCGGUUCACUCAUGUGCCAACAGGAAAGUGUCUGGACCGCUCUGACCUGCUCCACACAGUCUCCAUCUCAGACUGUGACACCAGUAAAACCAGUCAGAGGUGGGAGAUGAACAACAUCGUGGCUGUGUGACCGACUGGGACUCGAACAUGGAAACUAAAACACACCUGUCAGACUGUGACACUUAACACACACACACACAUAAACACACACACACACACACACACACACACACACACACACACACACACACACACACACACAAUUGUAAAACUCCUGCUGGUCUGAACUGGAUCCAUACUGGUCUUUGAUUGGUGGUUUGGGGCUCUCAGGUGUUUCAGACCUCUUCUCUUUGAUUUAACGUAGUAAACUGUCUGCUCUCAUUGAACCUCUCUAAUCAAUCCAUCAGCUCACUAACCAAAGAAUCAUGCUAUUGGUGGAGGAGUCAGUGACAUCAUCAGGGGGCGUGUCACUGCAGGUUCAGGCUCAGGUACAGACUGGAUCAGGAUGUUUACCUCAGAGAGCUCUCGGGUGAGACUGCAGGAGAGUUUAGCGUCAGUACUAACACGGAGAUAAAGUGGUCUGAUCCUGAUCAGUCAGACAACAUGAACCAUAUGAGACCAGAACCAGCAUCACACGUAGACCUGACACUCUGUCUAACUGAACUCUGUUUCCUCUCUCUUCACAUCACAUUCACUCCAGACUCUGAAACACUCUCAUUCGUUCUGUCAGUCUGCUCACACUCCUCUGACCUCUGACCUCUGGGUCUGAAAACAGCCAGCAGGGUCUGAUCCCUCACACAGUGUGCCAUGUCCGACCCCCGCACUCCUCCGUCACACUCCCUUUAUUUAUCAGACUGGAUCCAGUUCUUUCUGCUGAUCAGCGGUGAUGGGUCAGCUCUCACAGGCUGUGAUGUUGGUGUGAGUGAGGAUGUCUCCUGCCUUAUGACGGACUGAUGAAGGUUCAGUGUCUGACCAGCUGACUGUGACUCUGCCUGACGAUGGUACUCACUGUGUUGUUUUGGGGGUGGGGGGGUUAAUACAUGACUGAGAAGAUGUUUGUUUGUGGGGGGGCUCAGAGGGUUUGGUGAGUGGACGAUCAUGUAUGCAAUGUUUUGUACAAUGUAAAUAGAUUCUUUGUAAAGACUCUGAAUCAUUUUGUGAAGGGCCUGAAUGAUGUAAAUAUUUAACUUAUGGCAGAGAUUUAAUAUGGGGGGGUGAAGAGCGAAUAAACACCUGAUUUUUACAGCUCA
Molecule: messenger RNA, 3782 nt
Organism: Notolabrus celidotus (New Zealand spotty)
Lineage: Eukaryota; Metazoa; Chordata; Actinopteri; Labriformes; Labridae
Gene: galnt7
Product: UDP-N-acetyl-alpha-D-galactosamine: polypeptide N-acetylgalactosaminyltransferase 7
Exons: 16
Coding region: 542-2662 (706 amino acids)
Cellular component (GO): Golgi apparatus
Source: RefSeq, a predicted model, not a curated record